Molecule: messenger RNA, 435 nt
Organism: Prorocentrum cordatum
Lineage: Eukaryota; Dinophyceae; Prorocentrales; Prorocentraceae
Source: the annotation of a GenBank genome assembly
AUGGCGUCCGCACUUGCGGCGCGGCUCGCCAGCUCGGGGCCCGGUGCCGCCCAGGGCCUCGCCGGGCGCGGGGGGGCCGCUGCGGGGCUGGCCGCCCGGCGCGUGCAGGCCCGAGGCCUCGUGCGGCACGUGGUGAUGUUCGGCUUCCGGGACGGCGUCACGCAGCAGCAGAAGGUGGACCUCAAGGCGGCGUUCGACGCGAUGCCUGGGAAGAUCCCCCAGAUCAGGCAGCACCAGACUGGCCUGGACUCGCUGCUGCCCAGCGGUCGGUCUCACCCCGCGGGCAAGAAUCGCGACUUCGUGUGGUGGUGCGACUUCGAAGACGCCGACGCCUACGAGGAGUACGCUGGCCACCCAGACCACCUCGCGGUGCUGGCCCAGGUCAAGGAAGUGAUCGAGGCGGGGUCCCGCGCGGCGAUCCAGUACGAGCACUGA